This is a messenger RNA of Mixia osmundae IAM 14324, 939 nucleotides long. RefSeq lists its product as uncharacterized. NCBI's taxonomy places the organism in Eukaryota, Fungi, Basidiomycota, Mixiomycetes, Mixiales, Mixiaceae. The record is from RefSeq and is a predicted model, not a curated record. Bases 1 to 888 code for a protein of 295 amino acids. The transcript has 3 exons.
AUGCUCCGGCGGCCAUCCUCAGCGUUCGCUGCUGCGAGGGGAAUGGCCAGCAUGCGACAGCGCAGAUGCUCCAUCUUCAGUCUGGCAUGCGCAAACACUGUGAUAGGCUCGUACGCGUAUCACUCUAGCGACUCGCGCGCAUCCAUGUCGACACGACAGACUGUUACAUUUGCAAAUGAGCACGACGAGCGCCGACCACGCACGUGUCCGCCGCUUAUGUUCAAGAUCCCCUUCCGAUGCUUGGGCCUGCUAGCGCCUGUCUCGCACCUCUAUCCUCACCACACUUUCUCUCGCAACCACAAUCACUACAAGCUAGCCAACGCAAGCAAAGAACAAACUCUCAAUAUGUUCGCAAAGACUAUCAUCGCUGCCACGCUUGCUGCCCUCGCCGUCGCUGCUCCCCUCGAGAAGCGCGGUGGUUACUGGUCCGGUGACCGCUGGGUCGACGACUGCAAGGGUGGUCUCGUCGGCGAAGGUUACUACAAGGCCGACGGCAGCUGGUAUGCUUGCCCCAACAGCUCCCCUUGGUCCGCAACCAGCACGGGCGACUCCCCCAAGCCCACCACCUACGGUGCCAGCACAUCUGGCUCGGCUAACAGCGGCUCAUACAGCGGCUCCGGCACCUACUACUACCAGGGCGGCAAUGCCGGUGCUUGUGGCGCAGUCAACUCAGACUCUGCCUACAUCGUCGCCAUGAACUCUGCUCAGUUCAGCGGCAGCUGUGGCAAGCAGGUCACUAUCUACUCUGGCGGCAAGAGCGUCACUGCUACCGUCGCUGACGAGUGCCCCACCUGCGGCUAUGGCUCCAUCGAUCUGUCCACUGGCGUCUUCUCAGCGCUCGCAGACAUGAGCGCCGGCCUCAUCGGCAUCACCUGGUCCUACACUUAGAUUAGCUGUCGACCAACAUCUUAACGCAAGCAACGCAGAACAUUAGAGAAC